This is a messenger RNA of Colletotrichum orchidophilum, 564 nucleotides long. RefSeq lists its product as uncharacterized. The transcript is spliced from 2 exons. NCBI's taxonomy places the organism in Eukaryota, Fungi, Ascomycota, Sordariomycetes, Glomerellales, Glomerellaceae. The coding region runs from base 1 to 564 and encodes 187 amino acids. The record is from RefSeq and is a predicted model, not a curated record.
AUGGUUGCCCGGAAGCUCUCUCACUUUGUCUGGCUUGUUGACCAUGGCGCAAAUCCGGAGCUACAAGUGCCAGGCCUCGUGGCCGGUUUCACGACAACCCACGCAAUCAUGCACUAUAUCAAAUGUGGGGAAACUUUUGAUAAGUUCAAAGAGCCCCUGGGUGGUGCAACAGAACGAUUAUUGCAAGACCCUUCAUUCGUUGACGACUGUUUGUGCAAACCAAGAGACAUCGAUGCGGAAGAGAGGCAAGAGCUUUGGGAGGAAGACGCUCUUUCCGUCAAGAAACUUCAUGCGCUGCUUCCCGAAUUUGAGGAUAAGCUUGCGGAGAUGGGGUGCGGCUUGUACCAGUUCUUCGAAACCUACUGGAAAGAUAGGAUGGUUCGGGUUUUGGCGGAGAUGAGGGAAGAAUCCCUCUCAGAGGAAAACAUUGAGGGCAUCAGAGAGCUUGGGAUCUUGCUCACUGACGAAGACGACGAGAGUGAUGUCAGCGAGUUUCCUUGGACAUCCUUUGAACAAGCCGAUACCGAGCGUUGUAUCAGAGAGCUGGAUGCAUUGAUGGAAUGA